Molecule: messenger RNA, 585 nt
Organism: Exophiala viscosa
Lineage: Eukaryota; Fungi; Ascomycota; Eurotiomycetes; Chaetothyriales; Herpotrichiellaceae
Product: succinate dehydrogenase cytochrome B subunit
Exons: 3
Coding region: 1-585 (194 amino acids)
Biological process (GO): mitochondrial electron transport, succinate to ubiquinone; tricarboxylic acid cycle
Cellular component (GO): membrane
Molecular function (GO): oxidoreductase activity, acting on the CH-CH group of donors; electron transfer activity
Source: RefSeq, a predicted model, not a curated record
AUGUCGGCCAACAUGAUCUCGCGACGGAUGCUGCAGGCGACUACGCGGCGACUAGCCGCAGCCAAUCCUUCCGUGUUCAGCAAGACUCCUCUGUCGAGACUGUCGGCUCCUGCAGCCAUUGCGAUGGGCCAGCAUCUUCAACACAGACAAGCAGCAACAACCAGCGUCUCCCAAACCGCCGGCGGUGAAAUCCUCGCCGAACAACGCAGACACCGCCCCGUCUCCCCCCAUCUCUCCAUCUACCGCCCUCAGAUAACAUGGUACUUGUCAUCUCUGAACCGUAUCACCGGCGCCGCCCUCUCCGUCACCAUCUACGCCUACGGUGCCGCAUACCUCGUCGCCCCCCUGUUCGGCUGGCAUCUCGAGAGCGCCGCCGUGGCCGCCAGUUUCGGUGCUCUUCCCAUCUUCGCGAAGAUUCUGGCCAAGACUCUCCUGGCCUUCCCGUUCACGUUUCACAGCUUGAACGGCAUCCGACAUUUGGUAUGGGAUACUGGUGCUGCCUUGACGAACAAGCAGGUCAUUGUGACAGGGUGGACCACAGUUGGCCUUGCCACCGUGUCGGCUUUGGCUUUGGUAUUCAUGUAA